Messenger RNA from Danio aesculapii, 1826 nucleotides. RefSeq lists its product as uncharacterized. Bases 45 to 887 code for a protein of 280 amino acids. Lineage: Eukaryota; Metazoa; Chordata; Actinopteri; Cypriniformes; Danionidae. The transcript is spliced from 6 exons. The record is from RefSeq and is a predicted model, not a curated record.
ACGAUUGUUGAAAGUUUUGAGUAUUUGCUGUAUUUAGUAGAGCAAUGAGCUGUCAACACAAUCUCUUACUUUUAUUCCUCUGUGACUUCGCUGCGCUCACUGUCUCAGCACAGACAUGUGGAGAACAUGUGCUAGAAGGAACAUCCUGCAGCAUUAAUGGGAAAACAACAAACAAUGUAAAAGCUGCUGAUAUCAGAUGGGGCUUUACCUCCAGUGAUGGAACCACAACUGAAUGGAAAAAAGGACCCAACAGAAAACCUCCAGCAGGAAUAACAAUAGAAGAAGACGGAUCUUUAAGAUUUAAAAGUGUUCGUCAGAGUAACACCGGCACAUAUAAAUACACUGCUUUUGAUGCCAGUGGCCAAGAGAUCAGUGCUGAAACUGUGGAACUGAGAGUUUAUGCGAAGACUCCUAAACCUACUGUGAGGAGUGAAUGCACAACUAAUAGUGUGAUACUCAUCUGUGACACUGUAAACUAUAAAGAUCUGACUAUAUCCUGGUAUGAAGACGACAAGAUCCUGAAGGAUGAAACAAAACCUUUUCUUACCUUACUGCGGUCUAAAAUAAAGAAGAACAAAUGGUACUCAUGUGGUGUUCGGUCUUCCCCAGUCAGCAGUGAACAGAGUGACAUGAUUACAGUUUCAAGUAGCAGACCAGGCAUUUGCUUAGAUUUCUGGGUUCUGUUGAGCAUUUUAGCAGGUGGAGGAGCUCUUCUGCUUCUCCUAUUAUCUGUUCUCAUCUGCUUUGCAUGUCGAAGUUAUAGCCAACACAAGAAGGACCAACCAAGUUUUGAGACCCACUUUGUCUACAGCAAUGACGAAGAAACAGACUAUGAAACCAUAAAUGUAACAAAGCAUAAGAAAGCAACAACCUGCAACAUCUCUUAGACAUGAUUGUACAUGGAAUAUGACAUUUUUAUUCAUCAUAAUCACCUAACAUUUCUGUACUUCAGAAAAUUCACUCGCUUUCCUUUGGCUUAGUCCCUGAGUAAUCAGGGGUCGCCACAGUGUAAUGAUCCACCAAUUUCUCUGACAUACGCUUUGUACGGCAGAUGCCCUUCCAGCCAUAAUCCAGCACUAAAGAAAAUAGGGCUGAAGCUUAUAAUUGAAUAAAAUAAUCAAGUCAAUUUGUAGUAAUCGAGCUAUGUGUACAUUUUUUUUUUAUCAAUUUAAUGCACAAGGAUGUUAUGUAGGUGCAGUGGAAAUGCCAAAAGGAGAACAUGCAAACUCCACACAGAAAUGCCAACUGACCCAGUUAGGACUCAAACCAGUGACCUUCUUACUGUGAAGUGACAGUGCUAACCAUCUAUCCAUCCUCAUUACAGUUUACUGUAGUAAAAAUGAAAGUAUACUACAUUAUUUCUGUUUAUCGGUUCACUAGGGCGUCACAGUGGGUAGCACAAUCGCCUCACAACAAGAAGGUCACUGGUUCGAGCCUCAGCUGGGCCAGUUGCCAUUACUAUGUGGAGUCUGCAUGCACAGUCCAAACACAUGCGCUAUAGUAGAAUUGGGUUAGCUAAAUUGUCCGUAGUGUAUGAGUGUGAAUGAGUGUGUAUGGGUGUUUCCCAGUGAUGGGUUGCAGCUGGAAGGGCAUCUGCUGCGUGAAACAUAUGCUGGAUAAGUUGGCGAUUUAUUCCGCUGUGGCGACCCCAGAUUAAUAAAGGGACUAAGCUGAAAAGAAAAUGAAUGAAUGCUUAAUUUCCAGUCUAUUUGACAUGCUCGUUAUAUUUAAUUACAUGCUUAAGACACAAAUAGACUUCAUUAAACAUGUACACACAGACAUCGACUAUAUGCUAUGAAACUGCAGGUAAACAAUGUUUAUUUAUA